AGCAGGCAUAUUUUUACUCCUCGGUGACACUAUAUAAAGGAACAAUUGGCAUUGUGUAUGCUGGCUGGCUAGUUGGCACAGAAGGGGCAGAAGGAACAGCAACACCAUGUCUCCAAAAAAGGCAAAGAAGAAGACAGAAGGAGGUGGUUCCAAUGUAUUCUCCAUGUUCGAUCAAACCCAGAUUCAGGAGUUUAAAGAGGCUUUUACCAUCAUGGAUCAGAAUAGAGAUGGCUUCAUUGACAAAGCAGACCUGAGAGAUACAUUUGCUGCAUUGGGUCGCUUGAAUGUCAAGAAUGAAGAGCUAGAAGCCAUGGUGCAGGAAGCUCCAGGUGCCAUUAACUUCACUAUUUUCCUGACUAUGUUUGGUGAAAAACUGAAAGGCACGGACCCAGAAGAGACCAUUCUGAAUGCUUUUAAGAUUUUCGACCCAGAAGGAAAAGGCCACAUAAAGGCAGACUACAUCAAAGAAAUGCUUAUGACACAGGCAGACCGAUUCAGUCAAGAAGAGGUCAGCCAGAUGUUUGCUGCUUUCCCUCCAGAUGUCUCCGGUAAUCUUGACUAUAAGAACCUUUGUUAUGUUAUCACCCAUGGUGAGGAGAAGGACUAAGAGGAGAUGAGCUUCUCCUCUGAAGAGAUUUUAUGCUUAGUUAUUUCCCUGUGCUUUUGUAUGGGGGACAGAGAGCUAAGCAUUCAACAUGCUGAAGCCAUAUGGUCAUCAGAACAGAACCAAUAAAACAAUUGAAAUUAGAUUAAA
Molecule: messenger RNA, 754 nt
Organism: Trachemys scripta elegans
Lineage: Eukaryota; Metazoa; Chordata; Testudines; Emydidae
Gene: MYL10
Product: myosin light chain 10
Exons: 7
Coding region: 107-607 (166 amino acids)
Cellular component (GO): cytoplasm; mitochondrion
Molecular function (GO): calcium ion binding
Source: RefSeq, a predicted model, not a curated record